Thelazia callipaeda (thelaziosis nematode) is the source of this 114-nucleotide messenger RNA. Lineage: Eukaryota; Metazoa; Nematoda; Chromadorea; Rhabditida; Thelaziidae. The record is from the annotation of a GenBank genome assembly.
GCACAGGAGAAAUAUCUAGAGCUGAUGCAAGAGGCACAAAGACGUGGGAUAAACCAGACAAAGUGGACGCAGAAAUUAACUUCAGAAUGCGUUGAACCGUCGGCUCAAUAUUAG